Molecule: messenger RNA, 2619 nt
Organism: Theobroma cacao (cacao)
Lineage: Eukaryota; Viridiplantae; Streptophyta; Magnoliopsida; Malvales; Malvaceae
Product: bZIP transcription factor 29-like
Biological process (GO): regulation of DNA-templated transcription
Cellular component (GO): nucleus
Molecular function (GO): DNA-binding transcription factor activity
Source: RefSeq, a predicted model, not a curated record
UUACAGAGAAACAGAGAGAGAGAGAGAAAGCGCCUGCCGCUAAAUUCGGCGGAGAUUUUAGAGGUGGUGCCACCUUGCUAACUUGCACCUGCUCUGCCCAACUUGAUAUUGCCAAAAUUGCACCGGACGGCCAUUUUUUCCUUUUUGGGUUUCUCUUUGUUUUUGCUUCAUUUUUUCCUAUGCUUUGACCGUCUAGUGACAAGAUUCUGGUGGGUUUUGAUUAUGUUAUAUCGUUGCUCUUCUUGGUUUGAAGUGAGCUAGGUUAAGCUUUGAAUCGGCAAGUGUUUUUUUGUUUUUUUUUAGCCUUUUGUGUCAAAGGUGUAAUCGUUUUUUUGCAUUAUUAUUGUUGGUAAGAAAAAGGAAGAAAAAAUGGGUGAUAGUGAAGAAGGUAACACUGAUGUGAUGCAAAGGAUUCAAUCUUCAUUUGGGACAUCAUCAUCUUCAAUUCCUAAACAACCUUUGUCAAUGAACCAACUCGAAAUACCUCAGUUGAAUCCUAAUCAAAUCAGGGCUGCUAGACAUUUCUCUCAUUUUGGCCAAAACUUUAAUGGUGGUGUUGGUGAUGCUGCUAAUAAAAGAGUCGGUAUCCCUCCUUCACACCCUAACCAGAUCCCGCCCAUUUCGCCUUAUUCACAGAUCCCUGUGUCCCGCCAAAUGAACCAGCAAAUGGGUUCUCAGAGUUUUAGUCCGGGACCUACUCAUUCCCGGUCUUUGUCACAGCCUUCUUCAUUCUUUUCCCUUGAUUCUUUGCCUCCCUUAAGCCCUUCACCGUUUCGUGAUUGUUCGUCUGUGGCGGUUCCAGACCAAAUUUGUACUGAUGUGUCUAUGGAAGACAGGGAUGCAGCUUCGCAUUCUUUGUUGCCACCCUCUCCUUUUUCUAGGGGGAAUUCUCCACGGGUUGGAGAGAGUUUGCCCCCUCGAAAGUCCCAUAGGCGGUCCAAUAGUGAUAUUCCAUUUGGAUUUAAUACGAUAAUGCAAUCUUCACCACCUCUUAUUCCGUUAAGGGGUUCGGGUGGUUUGGAACGAUCAGUGUCUGGAAAGGAAAAUUCGGGAGUGCCUAAGCCAGCUCAGUUGGUGAAGAAGGAAACUAGUUGGGAGAGAGGUGCUGAUGGAAAUGCGGAAGGAAUGGGUGAGAGGAAAUCGGAAGGGGAAGUUGUGGAUGAUUUGUUUUCUGCUUAUAUGAAUUUGGAUAACAUUGAUGCGUUGAAUUCUUCUGGCACUGAUGAUAAGAACAAUGGUACUGAGAAUCAUGAAGAUUUGGAUAGCAGAGCAAGUGGAACAAAGACCAAUGGAGGUGAUAGCAGUGAUAAUGAAGCGGAAAGCAGUGUGAAUGAAAGUGGGAACAGUGCGCUGCGAGGUGGAAUGAAUUCAACUGACAAGAGGGAAGGGAUCAAAAGGAGUGCAGGAGGAGAUAUUGCUCCAACCGGUAGACACUAUAGAAGUGUUUCCAUGGAUAGUUUUAUGGGGAAGUUGAACUUUGGUGAUGAGUCUCCAAAAUUACCACCUUCACCUGGAACUCGUCCUGGACAACUGUCGCCUAGCAAUUCAAUUGAUGGGAAUUCAGCUGCCUUUAGUUUGGAGUUUGGAAAUGGUGAGUUCAGUGGGGCUGAACUGAAGAAAAUUAUGGCAAAUGAGAAGCUUGCUGAGAUUGCAAUGUCUGACCCAAAACGUGCGAAGAGGAUUCUUGCAAAUCGUCAAUCAGCUGCUCGUUCCAAAGAACGGAAGAUGCGGUAUAUUUCAGAGUUGGAGCACAAGGUUCAGACUCUGCAGACUGAAGCUACCACAUUGUCUGCUCAGCUAACACUUUUACAGAGAGAUUCUGUUGGGCUUACAAAUCAGAACAACGAGUUGAAAUUUCGCCUUCAAGCCAUGGAGCAACAGGCACAACUCCGUGAUGCUCUAAAUGAAGCAUUAACUGCAGAGGUCCGGCGAUUAAAGCUUGCUACUCAAGAGCUAGGUGGUGAUUCUGACCCCUCCAAGGGCAUGGUUUCCCAACAGCUUUCUGUUAACCACCAGAUGUUCCAGCUACACCAGCAGCAGUCUUCCCAGCUUAACAUUUCUCAUCAGUUCCAGCAGCAGCAGCUGCCGCCACAGCCCCAACAGCAGAAUGGGAACACAACUGCAAAAACUGAGUCGAAUCAGUAGCUCGUGACCUUCAGAAGAGUUGAAAAGUCAAGAUGCCAGUCCAAUCAGUAGCUUGUGAGUCUUGGAAGAGUUGAAAAGUCGUGAUGCCUAGUUGACUAUGCUAUUAUUCCGUAAUUUCUUCAUGCGCAUUCAUUCAUUAGUUUUCCAUCUAUAACUUCAAUGAAUUUCAUGGUUGUGGUAAUUGCAGUUCAACCUGUGUCGGACAUCUAUCUCGGAUCAUGGUACGAAGUAAUAUACAGCUUAAAUAAUCAUAUCAUUUACAGUUAUAGCUUUUAAUUAUUUAUGGUAGAUAAUCAUCUUAUUGGAAUGUAAAACAUUAAGUUGACAUGAUUUGUUGCCAUGAUAUUAGAAGAGUUGAACUUAACUCUUCAGUCUUUUGUGUCGUUUCAGUAAAGAGUUGGGUAUUUCGUUUAACUGUUUGCCCAUUGGCUUGUCCAGUUUGAUCUAUCAAUGGAUGUUAAAUAUCUUACCUUA